AUGAAUGUGGAACUGAUUAGAAAUACGCUGUACAAAGCAUACAUAGAGGAUUUCUAUAGAUUCUGCAAGAAACUGGGAGGCACUACUGCUGAAGUCAUGUGUGAGAUUCUUGCUUUUGAAGCUGAUCGCAGAUCUAUCAUUAUCACAAUCAACUCUUUUGAUACAGAACUGAGCAAAGAUGAUCGUGAGAAACUUUACCCUAGAUGCGGUAAAUUGUACCCAGAAGGUGAGUUCACUUACUACAUAUUUUUUUUAUAUUGUGCUGAGCAGGAGAUGCGUAACAUCAUCUGGAUUGCUGAAUGCAUCUCUCAACGACACCGCACAAAGAUCGACAACUACAUUCCGAUUCUGUAA
Cooperia oncophora is the source of this 354-nucleotide messenger RNA. The record is from the annotation of a GenBank genome assembly. Lineage: Eukaryota; Metazoa; Nematoda; Chromadorea; Rhabditida; Trichostrongylidae.